CGGAGUAGUACCUACUUAGUGUAGUAGCCUUUUUGUAUGUGACAACAAGAACACGCUACCUAAGGUAUGGGUCUCCCUUGAACGGAUGCGUCCAGAAAUACACAACUCUUCCUCAAAGAGCACAGAUCAUGCUGCAGUAAGGGGCUUGACCUACCAUCUCUCUGACUAUCACGAGACAACUCUCCUCCAGCCUCGUUUGUAUUGCAUUGACAAUUCUGCCUCUUGACAGUGUUGGUACCCCAUUCGUUGGGCCGCUCAAACACAGAUCAUCUAUUCAUACUCCUGUUCGCACAUCGGCCACCCGUCUUGGCAAUCGAGGGGUUUGAGACUGAAUAUCUCAGUAGAUGUCAGCUCCUGUUGACAGACAUUCUUUGAGUUGUUCAGCCUGCGGUCAUCAGUACGACAUCUCAUAUCCACUUCAUCCAAGAUGGCUCUCUCUUCUAGGAACGUAUGGUUGGUGCUUCUGAUCUGUCUCAUCCUCUUUACAUGUCGAGCACACGCCUUUGGAGCUGGCAACAUUGCCUCCAUCUCGGCCGUUGAAGGAAAGAAUUGGCGUCAUGGAGAUAUUGAAGAUAUCCUCAAGACUCUGUCUUGUAUUCGUCACCACAAAUGGAACUCGAUGAUGAUGAAGCGUGUCUAUUUCGGCAAUUGGCUUAGAGAUUAUUCUCAGGCUAUGGACACUGGAGCUUUGAAGAAAGCAGCGCCAGAGACAAUCCGUGUCCUCGUAUGGUUGCUCUCCUUCCUCAGUUUUGGUUAUGCCACUGCUGAGUUCGAGGUGACAACGGAGAGACUAGGCGUCUAUCGACCUGAGGAGCACAUUGACAACCCCAAAGACUACAACGACAAUGAAGAUGCUCGACAGUAUGACCCUCGUCUACGAGGUCCCGUCCGAGACAUUGAGCUACAAAUCGACCCAGAGACUGGAAUGAAGAAUUACAUCGCAAAUGGCAAAGGAGACUGGGCCACUUCCCUUGCUUUUGUCAAAUACAGCUUCGAGCGGAGUAUUCAUCACGGUAGACUCUACACCAACGGUCGAGGGAUCUUCAAAGGCAAGGAUGAGGAUUUGGCAGAGGCGCUCAGAUACCUUGGUCAAGGCUUGCAUACCCUUGAAGAUUUCGGUGCCCACACCAAUUAUGUCGAACUUGUCCUGCGAGAUAUGGGCUUCAACAAUGUCUUUCCACUUGUCGGAAGUUCCACCGCCAUCAACCUCCGCGGCAAACAUGUUUUCCCUCUCGUCACUGGCACAUUUGGUAUGGUCGACUUCUACCACUCAGUCUUGGGUGAGGCUACCGAUCAUUUCACACAAAGUGAAAUCAAUGAGAUGGACAAUGCCCUGGGUGUGGCUCAGCAGGCGGCAUCAUCCUCGAAUCCGUUGACCUCACUUGUCAGUUCGCUGUCCAAGAUUCCAGGAACUAGUCAGUUGUGCGCGGAAGCUGCGCAGUUACAAAGAAGCUCAGAGGCCCAAGCGCGUUCAAAUGCGGGAGGCUAUUCCAGCAGAGGUGUCGAUGAUUAUGGGGGAAGCUCUCGCGGGGUCGAGGACUGGCAAACCUCCCGAAGCUCACAACCUGGAUUCCCGUCAUACGGAAAUGACCAAUGGAACGCCCCUCAGCAACAGGGUUGGGACCAGCCUCAGGGUCAGUGGCAGGGCUCGCAGGGCUAUCAAUCGCAACAAGGCUUCCCUGGAGCUCAGCAAGACUGGCAACAGCCAGCACAGCACCAAGGCUGGCAACAACAGCAGCAACCGCCACCACCACCACAACAACACCAAGGUCAGAACUGGGAAACCCAACAAGGAUCGUCAAACACGCAAACCGCAUCCCGGCCAGCCGGUCUCGAAGGCAUGCCAGACUUUGAUCCUGCAAAGACUGUUGCUCAGAUUUACCCCAUCCUAGCCUUCCGUGACAAGGUCGUCCGCACUAUCAGCUCUGUCAUCGAGAAGAUCCCCGGUCUUGAAGCCCUCGUCGACCGAAUCACUGAAACACUGACCGUGUUCAUUCUGUCGCUCCUUGCACCCAUUGUGCGACCAAUUAUCAACGCCAUGUCCAAGACUCUUAAGGUUGGAAGUGAAGGAGUUAUCAACUCGUCCGGCAAGCAUCAAUAUGAAGUAUGGACUGACCCUCAUUCGUCUGAUCCGACCCAUUCCAUGCUGAGCAAGGACCACUUCAGCAACAUUCUCAACGAACCCGCCGGCAACGUGGCAGCCGAGAUUCUCAAGUACAUUGCUCCACGAGUGCUGUAUGCUUGGGAACACGCGAGUGUCCCUGUCGACCAAGUCAUGAACGAUAUUGAGUGCAUUUUCCACCACCCUGCAAUCAGGAACGAGAGAAACGAAGCCCACCGCAACAUGUAUGCCGCUGUCAAGAACUGGGUCCACAGCCUUCCCGACAGAGGCAGGAACCUAGAAAAUGUGCUGAGCUCUGAAGGCGUUCGUGCUGGCAAGAACCAUAAAGGCGGAGUCAACGAACAUGCUCACUUGCAAUCACAUUCAAAGCCUCCACAACAACAAUCCCAUCAAUCGAGUGGCGGCUCUUUCGGAGGUCUAAGUAAUCUCACCAGCUUCCUGCCAGGACAGUCACAGCAAGGAGGCGGAGGAUCUCACAGCAGUAGCAAUCCUCUGGGAUCCGUUGGAAGCUUCAUCGACAACUUUACUGGCUCAGGACAUCAACAGGGUCGUCCUCAACAUGGCAGCAGUGGCGGCGGCGGUCUUAGCGACAUGCUCAGCAUGGCCAGCAAGCUUCCCAUUCCCGGCGUGAAGAACAUCAACAAGUACACCAAAUUCAUGGGCGGACUUGGAGGAAGUGGAGGUGGAACUGGCCGACGAGGUCUUGAUGGUGACGACGACGAUGACAACUUCACUGGCUCCGGUGGCAGUGAGCUUGGUGGAUCUCGUGAACUUCACGAAGCUGCCACUCAUGCGAAUGUUGGAAGAUCACCCAGUCCUCAACCGCUCAGCGCUCCUCCUGGGUAUGAACAAUACGAUCAGCAAGAUUACGGUGGCUACGGUCCCCAGGAAGACCAGGGCCAACAACCAUAUCAGCAUCAGUAUCAAACUGCAUAUCAGGAUCCUUAUCAGAAUCAGAAUCAGUAUGGUGGCGGUGGUGGGCAGUACGGUGGUGGUGGUCAACAUGGUGGUCAUUAUGGUGCUCCUCCAAGCGGAGGCUAUGGCGGUCAUUCUCAGGGAUACUAUCAGAGUUGAGAUGAUGGAUCAGCCGUCGUCUAUCGGGGCGAUAUUUCAAGUUUAUGACGAUAAUAUUCUAUGCAGCCUCCGACCAAUGCUUUCAGAAGACAAACAUAGAUACUUUUAUCUGUUAAUAUGAGCAUGACCUGAUCGAACAA
Messenger RNA from Exophiala mesophila, 3336 nucleotides. RefSeq lists its product as uncharacterized. Bases 428 to 3196 code for a protein of 922 amino acids. Lineage: Eukaryota; Fungi; Ascomycota; Eurotiomycetes; Chaetothyriales; Herpotrichiellaceae. The transcript has 3 exons. The record is from RefSeq and is a predicted model, not a curated record.